AUGGCGGGGGUGAUGUUCUGCGAGCCCCGACACCUCUACAACAUCAUCAAUCAGUACCGGUGGAGAUCGCGGCUGACGGAGCCCAACUACCUGUGCCUGUUGGAUGCCCGUUCUCAGCGUGAAUUCAAUGACAGCCACAUAAUUACAGCCCAAAGGAUUGAACUGAGUCCUGCAGGGGAGUACCUGAUCCCGAAUCCCGAGGAGCUGGGCUAUGUCAGAUUCUGUGUGGUGUAUGACCACGACACUGGCUUUUUGGGCUGCACUGACUAUCAGGAGGAGGAGAAAGAAACAGGGAACAGUGCUACUUCACAGACUGAAAUCAGCAGCUCAGGUUCCAGGUGUUCCCAGAAUGCUGGGGAAGGAGAUGCCCUCCUCCAUGCCAGAAACCUGGAGCAGUUCACCCGACACCCCGUGCUUGUCCUGAAGGGAGGGUACAAGCGCUUUUCAGCUUGUUACCAUUUCCUGAAGAGCCAGAAGACACUGUGGAUGCCUCAGGAACUAGACACCUUCCAGCCAUACCCUGUAGAAAUAUUGCCUGCAAAGCUAUAUAUGGGCAAUUUCAAGCAGGCCAGUGACAAACAAAUUCAGAAAGAUCUGAAGAUCAAAGCACUGGUCAACGUCUCUGAACAGCCUGUAACACUGUUUACAGAAGAAGGUAAAUCCCUCCAUAUAUCUGUUCCAGAUUCACUCGAAGCAGAUCUUUUUUCUUCCUUCCCCACCAUUUCUCAUUUCAUAGAUGCUCAGCUGGACGUGGGAGCAGUGCUGGUGUUGUCCAGCCUGGGGAUAAGCCGGAGCAGCACAGCCACCAUGGCCUAUCUGAUGCACUCCUGCCGCUUUUCCCUGCGGAGAGCUUGGAAAUACCUUCUGAAAUGCAAAAUGAACAUGAGACCACACCGGGGCUUUGUGGAACAGCUCUCAGCCUGGGAGAACCAAAUCUAUGGGUGCCCAGUCACAGAUGUCACUGAACCAAAUUACUGACAGAGAACAUCCCAUGGGGAAAGCC
Messenger RNA from Cinclus cinclus, 1003 nucleotides. RefSeq names its product serine/threonine/tyrosine interacting like 1 (gene STYXL1). Gene Ontology annotation, biological process: negative regulation of cytoplasmic stress granule assembly; protein dephosphorylation; positive regulation of intrinsic apoptotic signaling pathway. Gene Ontology annotation, cellular component: mitochondrion. Bases 1 to 978 code for a protein of 325 amino acids. The record is from RefSeq and is a predicted model, not a curated record. The transcript is spliced from 9 exons. Lineage: Eukaryota; Metazoa; Chordata; Aves; Passeriformes; Cinclidae. Gene Ontology annotation, molecular function: protein phosphatase inhibitor activity; protein tyrosine/serine/threonine phosphatase activity; protein phosphatase binding.